AUGUAUCGUGGCAUGUUGACCAGGAUGUUCACCACGCCGUACAGCCUGCGCGAUUCGUGGUCGAUGAACGCAAUGCGCGUUGGUAAAACCAUCUAUAUCGAAGAUAACGUCACUGACGACAUGAUUGCUCAGCGCGACGGCUCCUCGGCAUGGCACCAGAAACUAAUGUACAGCGGCUACCGCUUCGAAACUCUGAGCACCAUCGACAAACCGCCCAGCCAGCUGCUGCCCAAAGAUCCGGCUCUGGAACAGCGAGCCAACAGAAUCGUCGAUACCCACGAAGAGUAUUGCUCUGUGUUCAAAAUCACACUUGGCAACAACUCUAUCAUCUCCGGUGCGGAAGUCGACUGCAUAGACCGCGAGAAGCCUGCAGAGUUCCCUAACCGCUACUACCGCGAACUCAAAACCAGCGGGCUUUUGGACUCGCCGCGCAAAAUCGAGACGUUUGAGCGAUUCAAGCUGCUCAAGUUCUGGGCACAGUCGUUCAUCGCCGGAAUCCCGACCGUCACCGUCGGGUUCAGGGGCGACGACGGCGUGCUACAGAGUGUCCAGGAUUUCAAGACUCUCGACAUUCCGCGGCUCGUGCGCAACAAGAAGCGCAUGUGGGAGGCCAGCGUGUGCAUGAACUUUGCUGAUCGCCUACUCAGCUCUAUCAAGCAGAAUGUGGUCAAGGACGGCCCCGAGACGCAGUACCGGAUUGCAUAUGACAGCAACAGCCAGGAGAUUUCAAUAACUCGUAUGGAAAAUAUGCCGUCGUUUCUGACAGCAGAGUACUAUUCAAAGAUCUCUCAGUAA
Messenger RNA from Linderina pennispora, 795 nucleotides. Its product is annotated as RAI1-domain-containing protein. The coding region runs from base 1 to 795 and encodes 264 amino acids. Gene Ontology annotation, biological process: nuclear-transcribed mRNA catabolic process; NAD-cap decapping. Lineage: Eukaryota; Fungi; Kickxellomycota; Kickxellomycetes; Kickxellales; Kickxellaceae. The transcript has a single exon. Gene Ontology annotation, cellular component: nucleus; cytosol. Gene Ontology annotation, molecular function: mRNA 5'-diphosphatase activity. The record is from RefSeq and is a predicted model, not a curated record.